AUAGACAGAACAUAUGGGUCUUAGCUGUUACAAAGACUGUGAAAGUGCUCUGCAAACUAGGAAUUGUGCUGUGUAAGAAGAAUUCGCUCUUAGUCCUCUAAUACAAGCGAGACCGUUGCCAUCUUCCUCCAUUGAGCUAGCUACUUUAAGAACACUGCUCGGCUUUAGUUCUGGGGCGUGGGUGAAGGGUGCUGAGCAGCUCGAAGGAGGGCGAUGGGUGCGGGUUGCUCGUCAGAGCAAGGCUCUGCAACAAGUGCAGCGCCAGUGGCGAAGGCACCUUCGGUAAAAGCUCAACCAGCUGCUGAGGCGACAAGCCCAAAUCCAGGGGCCCCGCCAGCGGCACAGCCAUCCCGAGCGUCUGUGGACGAAUUCCAGGAGGAGGAUGACACGCCAGCGAAGCGGGACCCUGCGGCUAGGAUGGAGGCAUUGCACAGAUGCUUCGAAGCGCUCGAUAAGGACAAGUCGGGGACAAUCGACUUUAAGGAGCUGAAGCAGUACCUAUUCAAGACGGGUGUCAACAUCUCGCUGAUCACGGGUAAGGCGGAGGAGCUGAUGGCCAAAAUGGACCUCAACAGCGACAACCUCAUCUCGCGAGAGGAGUUCACGCACAUGAUGGAGGCGCUGCUGGUGGAGAAGACGGAUGAGGACCUGGAGGUGUGGGUGGCGGAGGUGGUGUUCACGGCCACCAGCCGCAACGUGGUGGGCUUCGGUGACUCGCUAGGGGAGGCGCUGUCGGGGCUGGACCUCACCACGGAGCAGGUGGCCACGCUGAAGGACUGCUUCCGGCUGCUGGACCGCGACACCUCCGGCUUCGUGGAGCUGCCCGAGGUGAAGGCGCUGCUGGGGCGCAGCGGCAUGGACAUGGAGCACGUGAGCGAGGAGCUGAACGCCAUCAUGACCAAACUGGACAAGGUGGGUCCGCUGGUGUGGCAGGGCGUGCGGGUUGCGGCACCGCCAGACUGGAUUGGGGCAUGUUGUUAGGCAGCAGGCACGGCCUGCGCCCUC
Chlamydomonas reinhardtii is the source of this 1005-nucleotide messenger RNA. RefSeq lists its product as uncharacterized. Gene Ontology annotation, molecular function: calcium ion binding. NCBI's taxonomy places the organism in Eukaryota, Viridiplantae, Chlorophyta, Chlorophyceae, Chlamydomonadales, Chlamydomonadaceae. The record is from RefSeq and is a predicted model, not a curated record. The transcript is spliced from 6 exons. The coding region runs from base 214 to 981 and encodes 255 amino acids.